Notechis scutatus (mainland tiger snake) is the source of this 7853-nucleotide messenger RNA. NCBI's taxonomy places the organism in Eukaryota, Metazoa, Chordata, Lepidosauria, Squamata, Elapidae. The record is from RefSeq and is a predicted model, not a curated record.
GCGUCGAGUUGCACUUCGCUAGCAUCCGGCCUUCGGAGGCCGGUGUUUACGUCUGCACCUGCCGAAACCCCCACUUUACCAACUCCAGCCGCAGCGAGGUCGUUGUCACAGGUGAGGCGGAAGCUACUCAGAAACUGGGCUGCCAGGCGCAGGGAGGCAUCGCAGAAGGCCCCAGCAAGGCCAUCUCCGUGACGGUGGAAGAGCAGAAGGUGCAGAACGUGAAAGCAGGCAGCGACGUCACCUUCCUCUGCACGGCCAGGAGCAAGUCCCCCGCUUACACGCUGGUGUGGACACGGCAGAACAACGGGAAGCUGCCCAGCCGCGCCAUGGACUUCAACGGCAUCCUGACCCUCCGGAACGUGCAGCCGGAGGACGCCGGCAUCUACAUUUGCACAGGCUCCAACAUGUUUGACAUGGACGAGGGGAUGGCCACCCUCUACGUGCAAGCUCCAUCGAAGACUCAGAUGUUCUAUGGUCCCGUAGAAAUGGUGGAAGGCCACAGACCUUCUGCCGCUGCUGUCCAGCCCACAGCCGCCAUUGAACCCUCCCAGCUGAGCGUCCAGACGGGCCAACCAGCCGAGUUUCGCUGCAUCGUGACCGGAAGCCCAGAGCCCACCAUAGAAUGGAGCGGAGGACCCGGGGGCGUGAUUUCCCCCAAGGCUGUUAUCCAGGGUGGGACCCUGCACUUCCCUGCGGUGGAGCCUGCCGACGAGUCCCAGUACCUGUGCCGAGUGCGAAAUAGCGUUGGGCAGCACAUGGCCCGAGCUUUCCUGCAAGUGCAACGCACCAGCGUCCCCCAAGUGCAGGUGAGCCCCGAACGGACCGAGGUGCAGGAGGGCAGCACCGUCAGACUGUACUGCCGGGCUGCGGGCUCCCCAGCGGCCACCAUCACCUGGGAGAAAGAGGGCGGCAGCUUGCCUCCCCAGUCCCACUCCGAGAGAACCGACAUCGCCACCCUGGUGAUUCCCUCCAUCACGGCUGCCGACGGAGGGGUGUACCUGUGUGUGGGCAGCAGCCCGAUGGGAGUCGGCAGAGGCCGCAUUGAAGUGGCAGUCAUUCGGGCAUCCGGCGUCUCACCCAUUGUCAAGAUCGAACCUUCAUCUUCUUCGGUCACUGAAGGCCAGGCCUUGGACCUGAAUUGCGUGGUGGCCGGCCACCCUACAGCAUCCGUCGUGUGGUACCGGCGGGGAGGGGCCCUGCCAGCCAACCACCAGAUCUACGGGUCCCUCCUGCGAAUCUUGGAGGUCUCGGCCGCUGACUCCGGGGAAUACGUCUGCCGAGUCAGCAACGGAGCCGGCCCGAAGGAAGCCUCCAUCAAGGUGACCAUCCAGAAGAGCCACACCUCCUCCCAAGGGCCAGUCCGGAUCGACUCUGCCUCCUCUUCCAUCACCGAGGGUCAGUCCUUGGACCUUGCCUGCCAGGUCACUGGCCUCUCGCAGCCCAGAGUCACUUGGUACAAGCGGGAAGGGCCCCUCCCAGCUAAUCGCAAGAUUUCCGGUCUCCAUUUGAGGAUUCUAAAAGCCACAGUAGCCGACUCGGGAGAAUACGUUUGUCGGGUGACGGAUGGUGACAGCGGCGGCGUUCGAGAGGCCUCCGUAGUGAUCACCGUGCACAGCAGCUCCAAAACCUCGGGAGUUACGCCUCCACUCUGGAUCGAGCCUUCGUCACUCUCCCUUGUCCCAGAACAAACCCUGGACUUGAAUUGUGUUGUGGCCGGCCAAACCGGUGCCACCAUCACGUGGUACAAACGAGGCGGAUCCUUGCCAGCCGGCCACCAGGUGUCCGGUUCCCACCUGCGCCUCCCCCGGCUCUCCCCGGCUGACCUGGGGGAAUACGUCUGCCGCGUCAGCCUGGAUUCCCUCACCCGAGAAGCUUCCGUCCUCAUCUCCCUCACCCGCUCUUCUUCCAGUAGGUGUGGGGGCUCCCUGCGAGGAGGGCUGGGCUUGCUGGGGCUGGCGGUCUCCUCACCCGCCCGUCUGCUCUCCCCAGCCUUUGGCGUGGCUCCCCCGGUGAGCAUCAAGGCCUCCUCGUCCGCCAUAGCUGAAGGGCAAACGCUGGAGCUGGACUGUGUGGUUGGCCAUCCGGAGCAGGCCCGGGUUACCUGGUACAGAAGGGGCGAAGCCCUGCCAGCCCACCACCAGGCCUCGGGAACUCGCCUGCGGCUGGUCAAGGUCUCUCCCGCCGAUUCCGGAGAGUACGUUUGCCGGGUCAGCUCCGACGCCGCCAGCCACGAAGUCUCUGUCUUGGUCACCGUCCAGCAACAGGAGGGCAGCCCUACUUUCCCCGCUGGGGUGAUCCCCCCUGUACGGAUCGAGCAUUCUUCCACCGUGCUCUCCGAGGGCCACACCUUAGACCUGAAAUGCAUCGUGGCUGCCUCUGUGCCGCAGGCAAAAGUCACCUGGUAUAAGCGAGGAGGGGCCCUUCCUGCCAGACACCAGGCCUCUGGCUUCCUCCUGCGCAUCCCACAGGCUUCACCAGCGGACUCUGGGGAAUACGUCUGCCGCGUGAGCCACGGCUCGGUCAUUCACGAGGCUUCGCUGGUGGUGACCAUCACAGGUCAAACGGGCUCUCCCUCUGUGGGUGUCACUGCCCCGAUCAGGAUCGAUAGUUCUUCCGCAGUCAUCUCCGAGGGGCAGACCUUGGACCUCAACUGCCUGGUAGCCGGCCAGUCUCAAGCCAGGGUCAUGUGGUACAAGCGUGAGGGUGCCCUCCCCGUCCACAGUCAGAUUUUCGGAACCCGCCUCCGGAUCUCGCAAGUUUCGGCGGCCGAUUCGGGCGAGUACGUCUGUUACGUGAACGAUGGCACCAGCCGACUGGAGACGUCCACCAUCGUAUCCAUUGCCAGCAGCUCAGGCGGCGCACCCACUUCUGGAGUGAUCUCACCGAUACAGAUUGAAUCGUCCUCCUCGUCCCUCGCCGAGGGGCAGACCAUGGAGCUGAACUGCCUUGUGGCUGGCCAGGCGCACCCCAAAGUCAACUGGUUCAAGAGAGGGGGACCCCUCCCACCGAACCACCAGGUCUCGGGCACUCGCCUCCGCAUCCCGCAGGUCUCUUCCGCCCACUCCGGCGAGUACGGCUGCCGCGUCAUCAGCCCCAACGCCGUCCAGGAGGCGGUGUUGGUGGUCACCAUCCAGGACAGCGAAGGCCCCUCCCACCCUGUGGGAACUGCUCCAGUCCUGAGGAUCGAGGCUUCCUCCUCCUCCGCCGUCGAAGGAGAGACCCUGGAUCUGUCAUGCGUUGCUCCAGGCCAGCCCCAGGCCACAUUCACCUGGUAUCGGCGAGAGGGUCAGCUGCCUGCGGGUCACCAGGUCUCCAAUGCCCACCUGCGACUGGUCCGACUCACCCCCGCCGACUCUGGCGAAUACGUCUGCCGUGUGAGUGGAGGCCGCGUCCCGCAAGAGGCGUCCUUCGUGGUCUCCGUCGUAGCCAACACCAGUCCUACUUCCCGUCUGCAGAGCCCCAUCAUCUCCAUCGAACCCCACAGCGUGGUGGUGCGUGGAGGGGAAGACGCCUCCUUCAGGUGCCAUGUCCACAAAGGCACCCCACCUCUCAAUAUCACCUGGAAGCUGCCCAACAACCGGCUGUUAGAUAACGUGAGGAUCAGCCCUAACGGCUCUGCGAUCACCAUCUCCAACGCCCGUCUGGAAAACCACGGGGCCUACCGUUGUGUGGUCUCCAACCAGUUUGGCAUUGCCAACAGCUUGGUCAACGUCCUGGUGCAAGGGCUGCCUACCGUCUCGGUGGUGCCGAAGGGGCCCCUGCAGCUCAAAGUGGGCAAGUCCAUCAGCGUGGACUGCCUGGCGGACGGGGACCCCAGGGCUGUGGUGCGCUGGACCAAACUGGGGACCUGGAAGAAGCUGGAGAACCAGAGGAUGCUGCCCUUGGAGAGCCGAGCGGUGCUACAGAUCUCCUCCGCAAAGCUGGGAGAUGCCGGCACCUACGUGUGUGUGGCCCAGAACUCGGUGGGCACCACGGAGGCGCAGGUGGAGGUGAGCGUGGAGGCGGUACAUGGCAGGAGAGGAGUCCCCGAAAUCCACAUGACUCCCACCCAGACAGUGCAGGCGGGACAGACGGCUCGGCUCCAUUGCUCUGCUACAGGUGACCCGACUCCCACCAUCCACUGGUCCAAGCUGCGGGCUCCGUUGCCGUGGCAGCAUCAGGUGGUGAACGACACCCUCAUCAUCCCCCGGGUGGCCCAGCAGGACUCGGGCCAGUACAUCUGCAACGCCAGCAACUCUGCGGGGUUCACCGAAGCCUUCGUGGUGCUGGACGUGGAGAUACCACCCUACGCCACCAGUCUUCCCAACCGAGCAGUGGUGCACGAGGGCGAUGCAGUGCAGCUGCAGUGCCUGGCCCACGGCACGCCCCCCUUGCGUUACCAGUGGACCAAAGUGAACGGCAGCCUGCCCGGACGGGCCACGGUGCGCGACGGGGUCUUGCAGUUCAGCCCGGCCGGGCACCAGGAUUCCGGCACCUACCGCUGUCACGUCAGCAACCGGGUGGGCUCCGCUGAGGCUUUGGCCCAGGUCUACGUGCAAGCCACUGCUGGAGGACCCCUCUCCAUCCAGAUCAACCCUCCGAGCGACACCAAAGCCGUGGGCGCCACAGCAGAGUUUGUGUGCUCCGUGUCCGGGGACCCCAGGGCGCAAAUCGAGUGGCUGAAAGAGGGCGGAGAGCUGCCUCCCACUCACACCAUCCGCAAUGGAGUGCUGCGGAUCGAGAAGCUGAACCCAGAGUGUCAGGGAAUCUACGUGUGUCGGGCCAGGAGUCCCUCUAGCCAGGCCCAGGGAAGGGUCAGCCUGACUGUCCGGGGAUGCGUGCGCCAGCUGAUCAUCCAAGGGAAGGAAGUGAUCUUCAAAGAUUUUGACCUGCAAGCCCACGGAGUCUCCAACUGCCCUACCUGCCAAGACCAACCCUGUCAGAACGGAGGCGUCUGCAUGGACUCGGAGAGCAGCAGCUACACAUGCAAGUGUGCCCAGGGAUUCGCCGGGAGCAACUGUGAGCACCCCCAGGCCCUGCGCUGUCAUCCAGAGGCCUGUGGGCCCGAUGCCACUUGCGUGAACCAAGCCUCCGGGGAAGGCUACACCUGCCGUUGCCUCUUGGGCCGACACGGGAAGAAGUGCAUGGCGGGCCUCACCGUGACGUCCCCCCACUUCCCGGGUGCAGACGCUUUCAUCUCCUACCCAACCCUCACCCGAAACCCCUACGAGCUGCGGCUGGAGGUCGAAGUCAAGCCGCUCUCCCCCAACGGCCUCGUCCUCUUCAACGGAGGCGACGGGACCCCCGUGGCCGACUUCGUCUCGCUCAACAUGGCCAAUGGGCACUUGGAGUUCCGCUAUGAGCUGGGCUCAGGUACCGCUGUGCUGCGGAGCCACAAGCCCCUGGCCCUCGGUCAGUGGCACAAGGUGGCGGCCGAGCGCCUGAACAAAGACGGCACCCUACAGGUGGACGAGGAGCGGCCCGUCAAGAGGUCGUCCCCCGGGAAAAGCCAGGGCCUCAACCUGCACACUUCUCUCUACCUUGGAGGAGUGGAGGACUCAGUCAAGCUCCCGGCAGCUGCCAACAUCUCCAACCACUUCCACGGGUGCAUCGGAGAGGUUUCGGUCAACGGGAAGAAGGUGGACAUUUCCUACAGCUUCCUGGAGAGUCGCGGCAUCUCGCAGUGCGCCGACAGCUCCCCUUGUGACCGCAGGCCUUGCCAAAACGGCGGGCAGUGUUUGCUCACGGGGGAGUACGAGUUCCAGUGCCUGUGUCCGGAUGGUUUCACGGGGGAACGCUGCGAGGUGCCCGAGGCCCACUGCCAGCUCCAUCACCCCUGCCUGAACGGGGGCAUCUGCAAGGGCACGGCCUGUCUCUGCCGCCAGGGCUUCUCGGGGCUGUACUGCGAACACGACGAACUGCAGCACCAGCUGAAAGCCGAAUGGCCGGAAGGCAGCGGAGGAAACGACGCUCCUGGACAGUACGGCGCCUAUUUCUGCAACGGGGGCUACGUGGCCUUGCCGAGGCACGCUUUCCCCAGGAGUCUUCCCGAGUCGCCAGAGACCAUCGAACUGGAAGUGCGGACCAGCUCUGCAAACGGGCUGCUUUUCUGGCAGGGGGUGGCCACGGGAGAGCCGAGUCCCCCGCCGCAUGUUGUUGCUAUCCAGGAGGAAGGGGAGCCAGGCAAAGCGAAGGACUUCAUUAGCCUCGGGCUGAAGGAUGGGCACCUGCUGUUCAGUUACCAGCUGGGAAGCGGAGAGGCCAACCUCCGCUCCGAAGACCCCGUGGACGAUGGCGAGUGGCAUCGAGUGACGGCUGUCCGGGAAGGGAAACGAGGAUCUCUUCAGGUGGACGGAGAGGAGGCGGUGACUGGUGAAUCUCCCGGCAGGAACGUCAUGGUCAACACCAAAGGCCGGAUCUAUUUAGGAGGCGCCCCCGACAUCCAGACGCUGACGGCCGGGAAAUACGCCUCGGGAAUCACGGGCUGCCUCAAAAACGUGAUUCUGGUGAACGCCCGGCCAGGCCAGGAGCCCCGGCAGCCGGUAGACCUGCAACACCAGGCGGAAAUGGCCCUGAACAUUCAGGAGUGCCCCUCAUAGGGGAGGCCCCACCACCAACAACCUUCCUUCCACCCUCCUGCUGUUCGUUGCCAUCGCCGGGCCGAGGGAGAGACAUCUACGCUGAUUAUCGUUAUUUUAUUAUUAUUAUUAUUAUUGUUAUUACUACCAAAAAAAAAUUUUUUUUUUUUUAAAAAAAAGGAAGAAACACACCAACGGUGCUUUUCGCUGCUGCCAAAAAAAAAGGGGGGGGAGGUGGAGGGAGUUGGCUAACAGCGGCGUCCUUGGCCUAGGCCGCGCGGGCCGCCUCGGAGGACCAGGGGGAGCCGUGCCGCGUUGCGCCAGAAGAGCUACAGGAGGAGGCCGGCUUACCGGAGAUCGGCAAGUGAGCCAGGAUGCCCGGAGGGCUGCUGUGUUGGCCCCCCGGCUGGCUGUGACUGACCAAAGAUCCUGCCCUCGCCCUCCCUGGGGCAGGGAGGGGAUCCCAGGGGCAUCCGGGAAGGUGGUCUCGGCAACGUCCUCCGUGCCCCAGCGAAUGCCAUGCGGGAGACGGGUCCUUCUGAAGUCCCGCCUCCGCCUCGUCGCCCCGCACAGCCGUAGCGGUUCUGAGAGGUGCUCUCCCCACACACCCCCAUUUUGCUAGCUGCCUUGAACCCUGGACCGUGCCUGGGAGUCCCGGGGCCUCGCCCCGUGGAAGGGGCCACCCUGCUUCACCCUGGGAAGUCUCUUUCCCCUCACCUUUAGGUUGCUUCAGUGCCUUAUUUGGGGAGGGGGACUUUCCUAAGGGAUGCACCUGCUAUCCCCCAGCCCAAUCUCCUCUCGCCCGCCCUCCGUUGCCUCCCGAGUGUUAUUUCCCACAGCAAAACUUCCGGAAAGGAGGCGGCGGCUGCUUCUUGGGGGCGGAGAGCAGAGGGGGCCCUCCUGCCUUCCAGCCCCCCUGCCUUUGGGUCAGAACCAGAAGGGGUUCUUUUAUGACAGCUUUCCAAGGAGAACUAGCCAGGCUCCAAAGAAACUUCCAUGGCUCAGGCAGGAGAUUGCUGACCGCUGGCCUCCUUGCCUUCCUUCUCCUGCCAGCCGGCCCCCAGCAAAGCGCUGAAGCCGGCAAACACUUUGGGCCUUGGGGGUGCCUGGUUCUACUUCAGCCGGGGGUCCCGCACUUCUCAUGUGGGCCUGGCUGCCCUGGGCGUUUUGGGGGGCAGCCCCCCACCCCCCGUGUCCAGGAUUGGACCCCCUCUUUGCUCCUCUCUCUUUGCUUCUCCCACCUUCCUUCCCUUGACCGUUCUUGUACUUCUUUUUCUUAAUAAAUGGUGCUGAACC